Messenger RNA from Sporisorium graminicola, 345 nucleotides. RefSeq lists its product as uncharacterized. NCBI's taxonomy places the organism in Eukaryota, Fungi, Basidiomycota, Ustilaginomycetes, Ustilaginales, Ustilaginaceae. The transcript has a single exon. The coding region runs from base 1 to 345 and encodes 114 amino acids. The record is from RefSeq and is a predicted model, not a curated record.
AUGGUGUUGUGGGCCGUCAACUCGGCACCUGAGCCGGUAUACUCGGAUGUAGAGAGCUUGCCGACCAUCUUGGCUCAACGCAAGAUCACCAACAUUCGCAAAAAGCAGCUCGUCAAGGCGGCCUCGCGCAACUACGACGAUCCCCCACCACCGCCCAAGCCGGACGAAUGCUGUGGUAGCAGCUGCGAUCCGUGUGUCAAGGCGCUGUGGAGAGAGGAACUCGCGUGUUGGCGCGAAAGGUGGGGUGACGGAGCGCAGGAGACGUCGGCUUCCUCAGCGAAAGAACGAGGAGCAGCGGCGAUAGCAAGCAAGACUACCACCAUUCCCGGCAGCUUUGACUGGUAG